CUCUUGCGCCGCCCGCCCGCGGGCAUGGCGACUGCAGGCAGCGCGGCCAGCCGCAGGGACCCCGGGCGACCCUGCCCUUUCUCCAUCGAGCACAUCCUCUCCAGCCUGCCGGAGCGCAGGCCCGCGACGCGGCCACCGCAGCCCGUCGGUGGUCGGAACCCCGCCGAGCUAGACGAACCCGAGGCGCCCGUCCCCGCUGCUCCUUGCGCCUGCUGCUGCUGCUGCAACCCGCGCGCUGCGACCCGCGGAACCCCGGAGACAUCGUCCGGGCCGGGCUUGCGGCUGGCGUGGCCGCUGAGGUUGGCGCCCGCCACGCCCUCUCCCUUGACGGCGCCUAGAGCAGGCUCCCCGGCGCUGACUGGCACGAGCGGCCCCGGCCCGCAGAGGCGCACGCGGCGCCACCGUACCAUCUUCAGCGAGGAGCAGCUGCAGGCGCUCGAGGCACUCUUCGUACAGAACCAGUAUCCCGACGUAGGCACACGCGAACGCUUGGCGGUCCGCAUCCGCCUGCGAGAGGAGCGCGUGGAGGUCUGGUUCAAGAACCGCCGGGCAAAGUGGCGACACCAAAAGCGUGCUUCCUCAUCGAGGCUCCUGCCUGGGACUAAGAAAACUCCCAAGGAGAGUUGUUGAUGCUGUCCGGAGUUUAUCUGGCUUUAUGAAGUAGAGCACAAGGAAGGAGGAGGGGGACAGACCUACCUGAACAGGAACUAACGCUGCCAGCACUGGCAGCCAGGGGAUCCAAAGCCGCCUUCUCACCCAUGAAGGGAGGGCAUGUGGGGCAGGAACCAGAGACCUCCUGCAGGUCAAGUGCAGACACAGAGCAGGUCAACUUCCUCAGCCACCCUCAGCACCUAGAGAAGCCCUAGCUCCAUGCAGGACGAAGAGCCUAACUCCCCACCUCAUGCCUGUCACCAAGACUGGCCUCUUCUCUGUCCUUCCACCUUCUUAUGCAAGGCAGUGGUGUCUGCUCAGCCCUGGGCGUACUCUGUCCUCACAGGCCCUGCACUUUAGGGCCCUGGUGUCAUGACCUGUGGAAGAAGAAGGUUGUAGUUGGUAGUUUCCAGAUUCCUGCAUCUGCUCCUUCACCUCAGCCUUGAGCUGAUGCCAAGAAAUAAACGAGAUCUUCAAAGACC
This is a messenger RNA of Mus musculus (house mouse), 1133 nucleotides long. RefSeq names its product goosecoid homebox 2 (gene Gsc2). The record is from RefSeq and is marked validated. Lineage: Eukaryota; Metazoa; Chordata; Mammalia; Rodentia; Muridae. Gene Ontology annotation, cellular component: nucleus. Gene Ontology annotation, biological process: regulation of DNA-templated transcription. Bases 25 to 630 code for a protein of 201 amino acids. Gene Ontology annotation, molecular function: sequence-specific DNA binding; DNA-binding transcription factor activity; DNA-binding transcription factor activity, RNA polymerase II-specific. The transcript is spliced from 3 exons.